CUCGACCCUAUCCAGAACUGCACGAUGAGCGACAUGGCCCCCAAAGAUGCAGAGACUAAAGUCUCGGAGCUCAAUGCGGACGAGCAACGGCUGGCGCAGAUGGGCCACACCCAGGAGCUCACGCGCCACUUCAGCACUCUGUCGCUGAUCGGUCUCGCCUCCACGACAACCAUUUCCUGGACAGGCCUCGGCCUAGGUAUUGUCACGGAGAUUGAUGCUGGUGGUCCAGGCGCCAUCAUCUAUGGCUUCAUUCUCGUCACGCUGCUGCAGGCCUUCCUCGGUGCCUCCCUGGCGGAGUUUGUCUCCAGCUAUCCCACCGAGGGUGGCAUGUAUCACUGGAUUGCCGCGGUCGCACCGAGACGAUGGAGCGCCUUCUUGAGCUUCAUCACUGGCUGGCUGACAGUCUGUGGCUGGAUCUUCACCACCGCAUCAACAAACCUGAUCUUCGCCGAAGUUGUCCAAGCACUCUACGCCCUCUACCACCCGGACAUGGUCAUCAAAACCUGGCAAACUUUCGUCAUCUACCAGAUUCUCAACAUCCUCACGGCAGCUGUGGUCCUCUUUGGAAACAAGAUCAUCCCCGCGCUCAACAAGUUCUCCCUCUUCUACCUCCAACUCGGUUGGCUUGUCGUCCUCAUCACCGUCGUCGCGUGCGCCCCGACUCACCAAAGCAGCGAAUUCGUUUUCAGAACCUGGAUCAACAACACCGGCUGGAGCAGCAACGGUAUCUGCUUUAUCACCGGGCUCGUCAACCCACUGUACAGUCUCGGUGGUCUGGACGGAGUAACCCACAUUACCGAAGAAAUGCCCAACCCCUCCCGCAACGCGCCCCUGGCCAUCGGCAUAACCAUCACAAUUGCCUUCACAACAGGCCUCACCUACCUGAUCGCCCUAAUGUUCAGCGUGCAAGACUACGCCGCCCUAUCCACGACAAACACCGGUCUCCCCCUAGCCGAACUCUUCCACCAGGCCACGCAAUCCGCCCACGGCGCCUUCGGGCUAACCUUCAUCCUGUUCAUCGCCCUCGGCCCCUGCGUCGUCUCCUCGCAGCUAUCCACCUCGCGCGUCCUGUGGGCCUUCGCGCGCGACGACGCAAUGCCCUUCUCGCGGAUCUGGGCGCGCGUCAGCACGCGCUUCGCCAUUCCCUUCAACGCCCAACUCCUCGUUGCGGCUGCCAAUGCCGCGCUCGGCUGCUUGUAUCUGGGGAGUAGCACCGCCUUCAACAGCAUGCUGGGCGCGGCGGUAACGAUCAACAACGUCGCGUAUCUGAUUCCGAUCGCGACGAAUAUGCUCACUGGACGGGUCAACAUGCAUCGCGGGUGGUUUUUCAUGGGGCGAUGGGCUUGGGCGGUUAAUGGGGUGACGGUCGCGUGGUUGGUGUUUGCGAUUGUCUUUUUCAGUUUUCCGUACGAUAUGCCGGUGACGGUGGAGAACAUGAAUUAUACGUGCGUGGUGGUUGGCGGGUUGCCGAUUUUGAUUAUGGGGUGGUGGUUUGUGGGGAGUCGGAAGUAUAGGGAGAAGAUUGCGAGGGCGAAGGAGGAGUAGAAAGAUUUAAAUGGUCUGGUCUGGUCUGGUCUGGUCUGUUGAGGGAGGCUGGAAAGUGAUCAUGGAUGUGGUGGCAGUUUGGACUUUCGUUUGUUGCUCGUAUGGCUG
This is a messenger RNA of Aspergillus heteromorphus CBS 117.55, 1653 nucleotides long. Its product is annotated as putative choline transporter Hnm1. Gene Ontology annotation, cellular component: membrane. The transcript is spliced from 5 exons. The coding region runs from base 34 to 1545 and encodes 503 amino acids. Gene Ontology annotation, biological process: transmembrane transport. The record is from RefSeq and is a predicted model, not a curated record. Lineage: Eukaryota; Fungi; Ascomycota; Eurotiomycetes; Eurotiales; Aspergillaceae. Gene Ontology annotation, molecular function: transmembrane transporter activity.